GGUCACUUUUUUUGUGUCUUCUUCUUGUCCUUCCUAAUUAUAUCCUUCUCGUCCUGGCACAAAACCAAAUUACAGUUCUCAUAGUUUUGCGAUACUAAUGGAGAGAGAAAAACUAGAAGUGAAAGAGAAACUCACUUUCAUUACUGCUAAAGUGGUUGAGUAUUUGGAGCCAUUGAUGUCAAGAGAGCUUCUCUGCAAGUUCCCAGAUAACACUGCUUUCGAUUUCGAUUACUCCCAGAGUUCUAUAUGGUCUCCUUUGGUCCCCCGUACGCACAGUCCCAUGGACCUGGAAUUUGAUUUGGUCACACCGAGAAAGCUUACUUACGGGUUUGAUCCAGAUUUUGACAGAAAGAGCAGAAAUAGUGCCAAGAAACGAACUCCCUGCCUGAAGAAGAAAAUCAAUGUCAAUCUCAAUCUUGAUAUUUUGAAGAAGAAGAAGAACAAGAACAAGAAGUUCAAUGCUUCUGAGUUUUCUCCAACUCCAGUCAAGAGUUCUUGUGUGCCCUUCCCCACUAAGGGAUGGGGAAAGGUGCUGAAAGCAGCCUCUAAACGGUUCAAGAAGAAGAAGAAAGAUCCAAGCAUCCAUGUGAAGCUCUCCAACUACUUGAGAGAUUCAAAUAUUUGAUUUCUUACUGAAUUUGUAAUUUGUUCACAUUACCAUUGUGGCUUCCCGGUUGUUUUAACAGCAAACUUCCAUUUUGAUACUUUUUCAUACAUA
Messenger RNA from Tripterygium wilfordii, 718 nucleotides. RefSeq lists its product as uncharacterized. The transcript is spliced from 2 exons. NCBI's taxonomy places the organism in Eukaryota, Viridiplantae, Streptophyta, Magnoliopsida, Celastrales, Celastraceae. The record is from RefSeq and is a predicted model, not a curated record. The coding region runs from base 98 to 625 and encodes 175 amino acids.